AUGGACAUACAAACUUAUCCUUUUGGGGAUAUCCUUAUAGUGUCCACAAAUGUAUAUCCUAUGGACAGCUUGAUAUCCUGUGCUGUCUGGGCAUAUACCGGGAGGCAUAGAUCUAGAUUAUUAGGAGCAUCUAGCUUCUGGGAUAUCCUAGGAAGCAAGCAAAUUAAAUCAUCAAAAAGAGCGCCUAUACUUCAAGAGACUUCUCUGGGUUGGAUAAUUUCAGGAAACGUGCAAGCAAACUACACGCAGCAACAAUUCAAAACACAUUGUGGCGUAUCUACGGUUGCAGGCAUCCAAAAGCAGUUAGAAAAAUUCUGGCAGAUAGAAGAACACUUUGUCAAUACGCACUCCAGAAAUGCAGAAGGUCGUUUUAUAGUGCAACUACCUACAAAGGAAGGCAUUCAAGAACUAGGGAACUACAACUCCUACAACAUCGCCGAAAAACGACUGAAGGCACUGGAACGCAAAUUGGAAAAGCAACAUGAUAUUAAAAGGCAAUAUCACGAAUUUUUACACAAAUAUCACAACUUAAAGCACAUGUCGGAAAUUUCAACGGAUAAAAUAAAGGAUAAAUUUGCUUACUAUAUUCCGCAUCAUGCGGUAACGAAAGAGGAUAGCAUAACCACAAAAUUGAGAGUCGUCUUCGACGCGUCAUGCAAAACCACGUCUGGACGAUCUCUCAAUGAAUUUCUCAAAGUGGGGCCGAAUUUACAAGAAGAUUUAUUUGAUAUCGUCAUGCGUCUUCGUCAACAUAAGCACUCAAAGGAAGAUCCCGUGCGUGCAUUCGAGUUGAACACAAUUACUUACGGCAUGUCAAGUUCAUCAUUCAUGGCCAUCAGAUGCCUACAAGAAGCAACACACCAGUACAAGGAACAAUAUCCACGGGCAUACGAAGUAAUACUAAAGGACUUCUACGUAGAUGACCUACUAACAGGAGCCGAUUCAAUUGAAGAACUAAAAGAAUUAAAAAGGAAUAUUGUAGACAUAUUGUCAUGUGCAAAAUUUGAGCUCAACAAAUGGAAAUCCAACACAACAGAAAUAGAAGAUUUAGACAGCAGCGAAGCUACAGUCAAACUCGGAGAAGCAACAAAAAUUCUGGGUCUAUGGUGGAACACAAUUACAGACACAUUUCAUUACCGUAUUAAAUUAAAAAAUGAUAAGGAAAAGGUCACAAAGCGCAGCAUACUAUCAAAAGUAGCCGAAAUUUAUGAUCCUCUCAGUUGGAUAGGCCCGAUAGUAGUUAAAGCGAAGAUAAUACUUCAACGUAUUUGGCAAAUAAAUAAAGAUUGGGAUGAAAACAUCACAGGUGAGACAUACACUAUGUGGACUCAGUGGAGGGAGCAAAUUAAGCUUCUCGAAAAUAUUGUUAUACCACGAAAGGUCUUAUGUGACAAUCCCAUAACAACAGAAAUACAUGGUUUCUGUGAUGCAUCGGAGGCCGCAUACGGCGCUUGCAUAUAUUUGCGCAGUCUCAACGCCGAAGGAAAAUAUACAAUGAAGCUUCUAUGUGCCAAAUCGCGAAUAGCGCCCAUAAAAUAA
Wasmannia auropunctata (little fire ant) is the source of this 1539-nucleotide messenger RNA. RefSeq lists its product as uncharacterized. NCBI's taxonomy places the organism in Eukaryota, Metazoa, Arthropoda, Insecta, Hymenoptera, Formicidae. The coding region runs from base 1 to 1539 and encodes 512 amino acids. The transcript is spliced from 4 exons. The record is from RefSeq and is a predicted model, not a curated record.